This is a messenger RNA of Mercenaria mercenaria, 2344 nucleotides long. RefSeq lists its product as uncharacterized. Bases 172 to 669 code for a protein of 165 amino acids. The record is from RefSeq and is a predicted model, not a curated record. NCBI's taxonomy places the organism in Eukaryota, Metazoa, Mollusca, Bivalvia, Venerida, Veneridae. The transcript is spliced from 5 exons.
CUUUAACGACGCGUGAGUUGUAGCAGGACAAGACAAAUAUUGCUGUAAAGGACAAGGGAACAAAGCCUUAUAACCAAGAAAGAAAAAAAAGAGGAACUGAUCAAAUUUAGUCCUAAAGGAAUUGAGAGUUUUAACUGCAACUUCGAAAUUAAAAUAUUAAAGUGUGUAAAUAUGGCUUGGAUGGAUUAUAUUUGCAUGGUUUUUAGUAUAUCUGUUUUGUUUACAGUUGCCAAUGGCAACGUAUUACGGCUUGACAAAACAAUGAAUGGGAUUAUAUUAUCAUCCGAUACAGAUACAGACGACAUCAAUUUGCUUGACGACAACACUGUCAAGAAGCUUGACAGUUAUAUAAAUUUAGAUGACAGUCCAAGUUUAAGACUGAAAGAUCCAAAGACCUUAAGCAUUGGAAGUGUGCACCAGCAUAGUCAUAUUACGUCUGUUCGCCACUUUGCAAGACACGGUCUCUGCAGAAAUAUUUAUGGAAAAGUGCGAUUUUAUACAGCUUUGAAAUACAAGUUUUGUCAUACAGAAAGUAAAUUUAUAGCACAAAUGGUUGAAGAUCUCUGUACAGAGAAAGGUAGACUAUUACACAGCUGGGUCGCUGAACUGUUUGAUACAAAUGAGGACGGUAAUAUAGACCAUUUUGAGAAGUUAUUCUAUGACGAAUGAAAACCUCAUUGCAAGAACUUUGAUCAUAUCAUCAAAUUAUUCUUUGAAAUCCUGGAUAAUUUUACGCAUAUGUGAAAUGAUGAAGACUAGCUUUCUGUGAUGAUGUACAAAAAGUAACAAACGAGAAGCUGCACAGCCUAGAUAUGUAAUAAGCACUUUUCUGAGAUGGAAAUGCUUAGAUAUUUAUGACUAUAAAUAUUGUACUAUAGGGCAACCAAUACGUCCAUGAUGAUGAAGAAGAAACAGCGGAUUUUGAUUGUGAUAUUGAAAUUUAAGAGAGAAAUUGAGUUGAGUUUCAAGACACUUUGAUCUAUAUUAUCUACGUUGUUUAUGUCGCUACCUUAAUUUUUAAGGUUAGUAUCGUUUGCAGUUAGUAAAUCAUCUAUUGCAACUUCAGUUCAAAGUUUCCGACAUGACAAAUUUAGUAGUAAUUAUUAUUUCUGGCAUGAAAUUACCCGACUUUAAAAAUUAAAUCCUGUUGUCUAAAGGAAAAAUUGGUAUUCAAAUUUUUGUACACAAUUAAAUUUUCAGAGUUUUAAAAACGUUAGUUUCAAUAAUCUUCACGUACGUAGUAUGUACUGUAUUUGUUUUGUUUGUUACAAGGAUAAUGCUGUGUUGAUACUAAACCGGAUUUUUACUCUCUCAUUAGUACUGAAUGCUCUUCAGCCCGCCAAAUAUUUGGUAGAAUGUAAACACUGUGAAUGUCAACACCAUUUAUAUUUAUGCCGCGCCAGUAUUUAUUAUGAUAAGUGAAAAGGUUUUCCGUCCUGCAAUCUUUAAAGCUUGUUUCACUUUAUUUGUUUUAGAAUAACAUAACCUUUUAUUUAUCUUUAUCUUUUAGUUAUUGUAUACGUCAUUUAAGCCAAAAGUUUACUUUUAACAUAUCAGAUGAUACACUCACUUUGGCAAUCAGUUAAAACUGUUGAAAGUUCUUCUUUUACAGUUUCGGCUACGUAUUUAAAGUGGCAUUAUGCGUAUCUUACUGCACAUAUUGUGUUUCUGGUGAAUGUUUUUAUAAAAGCAAUUUUCGGUUGCUGUGCAUUUAAAUGUUAAAUUAACGAUAAUGCCGCACAAGUAUUUGAAAUUUAUGCUUUAAAAAUAAAAAAAUUAAGCCAGUAAGAUAAUAGUUCUUUUCUCAGUCUUCGGCGCAGUGAUCUCCCUUACCUAUAGGUAGAGAUUUCCGAAGUUGAAGGAAGUAACUCCUGCGUACAGUUUGACAUUUCUUAAAAAGACUGUCCCAGUCAAAAUAAGAAAAUUCAUAUUUGGAAAGUUUUUUUUUCGUACUGAUAACAGGAAGAGUUUGGUAUAUUGAGAUAAAAGCUAUAAUUUCCUCCACCCUAUUUACACACACAUCUAUUUUAGCUUGUUUUUACUUGAAAAAUGCGUAUAAUUCCAUUUAAAAAAUUAAUUACUUUUGGUAGAUAAAUAGAUAAACGACACAAUUAUAUCGUAUACUUUGUAAAUAUGUGUAAUGUAUAAUUUGCCAAAUAAUUGUAAAAUGAAAAUAAGUAUUUUAAAAUUGUUCUAUUUCAUUGUUCAAUGUAUAUUUACCAUUAUUCUUUUCAUCGGGAUUUUGUUUUACAUUGAGAAUGUUUUGAAAGUACGAUUUAUUGAUGUUAUAUAUAUUUUUGAUAAUAUUCCGUCCAAAAUGAGCCUUGUAUUAAAUAAAAAUGUA